AUGUCCGAAGUAUCCUCCCUGUGGUGGACCGACGAGAGAAUAGAAGCAACCCUCUGCCGCCAGUACGUCUUUUCGCAACUCCAACCCGAGCAUCAAUCGCGCCUCUUUCAGCCUCUCCCUUGGGGCGAAGGUCUCACCAGCGAGAGCUAUCUCGAAUGGAUCCUCACAAAAGCCGGCAAGCUCUUCCUCAUUCUGAUCGAGCUCGGUAUCCCGCAUCGCAUCUUUGACUUGGCGGAUGAUUUUGUAGAUGACUCGGAUCUCCCCUUUGCCGAGUCUCGAGUGCCUGAUUUACCAUUAAUACCGCGGGAUGAGUCCGUUUCGUCGUCAUCGGCUGCGGCGUCGUUGAAUAAUAGAUUCUUCCUCACGCAAUGGCGAUACCUCGUUCGCGGCAUCGCGGAAGGCGAACAUGUGCGAUAUACUGAGAACGAAGGUGUCCCCGUCGAAGUGCUAAAGACUGGUUUGGUGGGUGGGAACAAUAACAGGGACGGGGUUGAGAAGGUCGUGCUGUCAGGCGCGACGUGUCGUGUCUUUCUUCGCACGCAGGUAGGCAUCAAUGCUGCACCGUACUUUUCCGAGGAAGAUGAAGUCCUCGAAGAGAUUCGGUCGUUGAGACAACUUGCGCAUGAGCAUGUUCUUUCUAUAUAUGGCUCGUAUACCGCGGACAACAACAUCAAUGUUCUUUUCAGCGGCGUGUAUGAGCGCUCGUUGAUGAGCUUUCUGUCUGAUACGCCUCAAAACUUUAAGAAACUUCCCAAACCGGAUCGACGUGAGAUCCUGGUCAACUGGCCUCAUUGUUUGGCUAGUGGAUUGGCCUGGCUUCAUGCCAAUGGUCACCCGCAUGGAUCCAUUCGACCAUCCAAUGUCCUGAUUGAUGCUGACUAUCGUAUCUUCCUGGGUCAUUUCGAGGGUUUGGAUACCCUGCUUGACUCCCCCAAGAUAAACGACAUUGAAGCAUACCAGUAUGCUGCGCCGGAGCGCUGGAUCCGUACAACAGCUAUCCAAGAAACGAACGGAGCAAAGGCUUCAUUUCAUUCUGGCGGCCGGACAAUGCGUGGUGGCCCGGCGUCGUCGUCUUCAUCCUCAUCCUCAUCCGCAUCCCCCAAAACACCUCGAGCCAGCUGGGCGACAGCUGCAUCAACGCACUCUAGCGAAUCAAGGGGGACGGUAAUCCGAGUUGGUUCGAGGAAUUCAUUAGUCUCUUCCUCCUCAUCCUCUGCAUCAGGGGGUUCGGGGGGUAGUCACGGUAAAUCCGCACAUAAACUCUUCCGCACAAAACCAAUCCUCUACACACCAUCCAUCCAUUCCUCAAACCUGGCAUCCGACUCUCGAACUCGACCCGUAACUGCCCCUGAAAGUGCAGCUUCCAUCCCCUUCGUACCACACAACACAGCCCUCGUGCGAACCUGGCAAUCCCAACAAGUCAACGCACAACUAUCCGAUAUUUUUUCUCUGGGUGCCAUAAUCACAGAUAUUUUCACCUUUCUCUGCGAACGCAAAAUCUCAUCCUUCGCAAGCCAUCGAAGCGCCAAAAACCGUACCCCGGGUCGCGGAGGGGGUGUGGCAGAUGCUUCGUUUCAUCUCAUCACGAACCUGCCGCAAGUGACGUCGUGGCUUACGCUGCUAACAGCAGACUCCAAAAAGCGCAAGGGUCUUGCGUUUAGGGCCGUUGAUCCCAUGCUCGCUGUUGUCCGAGACAUGAUAGCGCGCGACCCUGAGAGACGACCUUCUGCAGAAGAGGUAGAAGCUGGGUUUUCGCAUACCAUUCGACAGUUGGAAGGCAUUAUUGUUGCGCAUUGUAAACAGACUCCUUCAAACCCUGCCGUUGGGUUUGAAUCGAAGAAACCCGUCACGCCACCUGGGCCGAUGGACAUUUCAUUACCACCGUCUCCAACUCUCCAUCCAAGGGAGUAUAACGGUGUCCGCGGAGGAGGGCCACGGGCUAGACGACAAGAGAUCCUCGACGACGAAGUUCUCGAGCCCAUGCACCACAGCCAACACCCCAACUUUGCCGAUCUUUCCGACAAACGCGCUAGACCAAGAGACCAACAGCGAGGAGCAUUGCACCGUCUAGAUCUGGGUGGAUCCAACUUUGACUUUGGCUUCGCCUCAAGACAACAACAACAACACUACUACCCACGAGACGAUCAAAGCCCUACUAGCACCUCAACCGACUCAUCAGCCACCUCGCUACCUUCAUCAUCCGGGAAUUCAUAUUCAUCACUCCAUAAUCAGGAGCAAAUGCUCGGCAUGCGCCAAUACCGCCAGCAAAGGAGACAGAACAAAGACAACAAGAAAUACCCCCUCAAGGACGACGGAUACCGAGACAAGAGGGACCAGGAUAUAGUCACAAUAGACGAAACAAUCCUUCAUCUCCGCAAGGCGCUCGAAGUGAAACUGAGCCAUGAUUACGAUGAUGACCACAACGACGACAACAACAACUACAACUACAACGACGAGGAUGAACGGAAGAGAAGAAGAAUAAGGGAUGAGAGGAGGCGGUACUUGGAGGAUUUGGCGCUGCGUUUGAAUGGGAGUAAUAUGAGUCUACCUAGAUAUGAGGCGUAA
Messenger RNA from Talaromyces marneffei, 2565 nucleotides. RefSeq lists its product as uncharacterized. Gene Ontology annotation, molecular function: protein serine/threonine kinase activity; ATP binding. The record is from RefSeq and is a predicted model, not a curated record. The transcript has a single exon. Lineage: Eukaryota; Fungi; Ascomycota; Eurotiomycetes; Eurotiales; Trichocomaceae. Gene Ontology annotation, cellular component: nucleus; cytoplasm. Bases 1 to 2565 code for a protein of 854 amino acids. Gene Ontology annotation, biological process: mitotic DNA damage checkpoint signaling; protein phosphorylation.